UAAAUCAUAUAAAGGUUACAAAACAUUCAUUAAUAUUUCCGCUGACCAAAGUAAGUUCUUUCGCAAAACUGGAAGUUCAUUGACUAAUUCAGAAGCGUGCUUGCUUCAUAGCCCGUUUUACUGACGUGCUGAAACAUUGAAAUAUCGGGUUGCCCGGUGUUUUUAAUUUCCGCGAUGACUGGGUCAUCGAAUAUCUUUCUGCGUUUUCCUUGGGGUCAGCUAUUCAGCGAUAACUUUUCUUUGUCAAUUUCUGUCCCUUUCCCUAAAGAGCGCCGGAUUUCCGUUAAAUGUGCUCCUCCUCUGCAUUGUAAUGCCCGAUAUACCUGCAAUAUAAUUUGUCUAUAAAUAAACCGCCACCGUCGUUGGCGAUUCCCUUUAUCUUUGUAAACCUUACCCUAAGUCCAAUUAUACGUCGCUUUCCAAACUAUCCUGCAGUUUGUUACCGCUUAGUGCAUCAUUACCGGUGAAAUAGUACUUAUCUAUGCUUCAUAAUUUUCCCCUAAAAUCUCCAGUUUACUUACAUUCGUUACCGUCGAGCAUCUGUCGUUUCGUUGGACAACAAUGCAGAUCGCAGCUCCUAUAUUUGUUGGAGCGGCAUUCUUGCUAUUUACCAUCUCUUGCGCGUCUUCGGAUAACCUUUUCGAUUACCAAACAUAUGAUAAGCGACGCCUGACCUCCGCCGAAAAUCUGGAUCUUGCCGACAGUUUACUGCUGCUCCAAAACCUCCUUGCCGAGAACAAGAAAAGCAAAGCAGGUGGACUUUUCGCUGGCGAUAACUUCAAUACCAAGCGUGCUCCUGAUUUUUCACUUUCGCGUUCUGGGCGACUGGAUUUGGGAUUCGGGCGAUCUCACUCUGGAUCCCAGAUCGCAUCGUUCACCAGCGCAAACCAAAAUGCGCUUUCGCCAGAAGGACCGGGAAGAAAGCGACGCUAAUGCAUCACACGAACAACACAUGGCGAUCCGCCGGUGUUGCCCUUAUCGCUACCACAAGAACCGCCUCCCACGUUACGUUAGCCCAGAUAUAGGAUGCCUUUUUUCAUAGAUAUUGUAGCAUUGUAGAUGCUUAAUCCGAAGCUUAAUGAUGCUGAUUGCUUAAUGAAGAUACUUAAUGAAGUCCCGAAUGCUUUACGUAUUCUAUGUGUCUCAAGCCUAAUGAAGAUCAUAAUUACUGUCUUGCAUACCGUAAUUGGUACUGUUCCGCACCACCGAUUAUAACGCCACAAUUAUAAGUGCAAGCUGCUUGUGAUACUGAUACUUUGGCUUUGUAUAAUGUUCAACAGUUCAUCGUAUCUUAUUGUUCAAAUCAGUUAUUAUAUUAUGAUUUUGAGAUCUAUUUUUAGCACAACAUUUUUUUGCGUUGCUUUCUCAUCCAUCUGGGGUGACCAAUUAAACCGG
Paramacrobiotus metropolitanus is the source of this 1395-nucleotide messenger RNA. RefSeq lists its product as uncharacterized. The transcript has 5 exons. The record is from RefSeq and is a predicted model, not a curated record. NCBI's taxonomy places the organism in Eukaryota, Metazoa, Tardigrada, Eutardigrada, Parachela, Macrobiotidae. The coding region runs from base 562 to 933 and encodes 123 amino acids.